This is a messenger RNA of Colletotrichum truncatum, 2007 nucleotides long. Its product is annotated as cAMP-mediated signaling protein sok1 (T-complex protein 11). The record is from RefSeq and is a predicted model, not a curated record. NCBI's taxonomy places the organism in Eukaryota, Fungi, Ascomycota, Sordariomycetes, Glomerellales, Glomerellaceae.
AUGGCGGGUGAACAGGGAGCCGGUGGUGGCAUCGAAAGUAAUCGUCGUCAUCUUUCGACUUCUACUCGAGCGAGCACCGACAACGAGCCUAUUCAAGAAACCGAGGCCCAGGCGGGUAAGCAAACUAAACAAGAAGAAACCAAGACCCAAUUUCAGCAGUCUUCGCAAGACUCCCCUAGGGGCUUCAACCCACCCUCAAACACAUCAACCCCUUCAACAGCGCCGUUGAUGGCCAGAGCAUCAUCCAACAGUUCUGCGGUUUCGACCCCGAGUGCGCCAACAGAUAGUUAUUUUGGGCCUGUACCCGAGCCAAAGGCACCUGCACCCCGUGUUUCUCGCCCAAUCGAGCCACCGGUAACUAAGGUCACUCUGAGCGAACUGGACGUGUGCAAAAUCAUGCACAAUCCAAAGCUGCGCCACGAUAUCAACUUUGAUCCAGAGCUACACUUCCGACCUAAUCUGGAUGGAGACAAGGGCAAGCGGAAACAGCACAAGGCGGACCUCUUCUGGAACACUUUGCAAGAACAGUUGGUCGAGUUUGUGAGAGUACCGGAGACAUUCUUUGCCACUCAUGGCCAGGAUGACGAUUGGUGUCUCCCCUCGCUCCUGAGAGCUGUCAAAGACAUUAUCCAGACUUUGGUUCCUCAAAGAGAUAGAGUUUACUUGGAUGAAGGCCUGAACGUUGACUUGCUGAUGCAACAGUUCUACAGAGGCAUUGCGGAUCUGGAGAAGCUGGCAUUGUGGUUGUCUCGCGUACUCAAGUCACAUUGCGCUCCGAUGCGCGACGAGUGGGUUGACCAGAUGUACAGCCAGCUGAGCAACGGCAAUAGGACCAACAACGUCGAGGAAUUGGUGAAGGGCAUGAAGAGUCUCCUCAGCGUGCUAGAGGCCAUGAAGCUCGACGUAGCUAACCACCAAAUCCGUUGUCUGCGUCCUAUUCUCAUCGAGGGAACCAUCCCCUUCGAGCGGAAGUUUUUUGAGAAGAAGAUUCAGGGCAACAAGCUGGACGUGACGCAAGCGAACGCCUGGUACAGAAGCGCAGAGGAUAGAUACGCAACAUCCGUCUCGCCGAUUGCAGCACAUUCCUUUGGCGAAAUGUCAGUAUUCUUCGAGGCUAUUUCAAGGUUAAUUCUACCUUCGGUCUCCGAAAAGGCUCUGCCGAACACCUUCAUCUUCGACGAAGAGCGCUUCAUCAAGCUCAGAGCCGACAUGCUCGACGCUAUCAACUUGGAAGUGUGCAUGCGGAUGUACGACGACUUGGAGCGCGUCGGCCGGUUACCCCUCUUCGCCAAUGCGAUGUCACGAUUUGACGACGAGAUUAGUGGUCGACCGUUGUCCAUGACUCCCGAUUUCAACUUCAACACUCCUCCCUCGCGGCCCUCCAGUCUUGCCUUCAGCUCUGGUGAUUCCGCCACUUCAUCUCCCCGGUCGUCACUCAUCCUCCCACCUCAGCCAACAUCCGACCCCACAGAGUCUCUCCCCAAGGCUAGGGAACUCUACAGCUCCCUAGUAGCCCUUCUUCACACUUCGCCUCCUCCUCGUCGACACGAAUCUCGCUGGGAAGCUAUUGCACCUUCCCUGGCCCUUCAGAUUUUCCGAUAUACCAACGCACCAGCCGAUAUGCUGCCUGUCUUGGAGUCAAAGCUCGCCUCGCAUGUUUGCGACGUCAACAGCUCGCUGUUCCAAGAGGUUGAGCAACAGUUUCACCAAAAGCUUCUUGUGGAGCUUCAGAGACGGGUCAGAGAGUUCCGCGGUCUGACGGGCGUUGGGCUCUUCUCAGUAGCCACCGGUGGUCGUGUCCACGGCUCAAGUCGGUCAUGGAAUGGCAGCCCUGAGCGCGAGAGGGAGUCACCGGACAACACUCGUGAAGCUCGCGAAGAUGGUGGCAUUGAGGACAUGGCAACUCGGUUGGCACACCUUGGCAUCCUUCACUGGAGAGUGUUCGCGGGGCUGGCAUACACUUCAGAUGAGCAAGCCGACAGCGAGAUGGAAAUGAAUCAGUUUUAA